CACAAUUUACACAACACAACCAUUCGACUUCUGUAAUAAAAAGAAAAAUAUCGGACAGAGAUUUUUCUUCUAAAAUUUUCUUCGAGAUUAAUAUUGACGAUCAAACAAUCUAGUGCGAAGGAUAUUAUUUGUGAUGGCGGAUAUUUGUUACGAGGACGAGCCGUCAUGGUCUAGCCGAAGGCGGAGGAUCGGAGUUCACCGGUGCAGAAUAUCUCCGUCAGAGAUGCAUCAGACGGCGGUGGAAGAUUCAGAGGGGAUUUAUAAGCGUAAUAAACAAGAGGAGAACGAUUUUAUGAGCUGUGUAUCAUCACCUUCACGGAGCUCACCUGAUUCAGAAGCUGACGUGGAGGAUUCAUCGGUUAUAGCAGUUAAGAAACCGGCUAGAGAGGCGACGGAUACGAGGCCUAGAUACGGCGCCGCAUCAGUGUGCGGUAGAAGAAGAGAUAUGGAGGAUGCGGUUGCGAUUCAUCCUUCUUUUGUUCGUAAGCAAACCGAGUUUUCGCGUUCAAGGUGGCAUUAUUUUGGAGUUUACGACGGUCACGGCUGCUCUCACGUUGCCACUAGGUGUAAAGAGAGGCUACAUGAGAUUAUGCAAGAGGAAGCUGCUCUCUCGGAUAAGAAAGAAGAAUGGGAGAAGAUGAUGGAGCGUAGCUUCACGCGCAUGGACAAUGAGGUUGUUCGUUGGGGAGAAACCGUGGUGAGCGCUAACUGUAGGUGCGAGCUUCAAACACCAGAUUGCGAUGCUGUCGGAUCCACAGCUGUUGUCUCCGUCAUUACACCGGAUAAGAUCGUUGUAGCGAAUUGCGGAGAUUCUAGAGCAGUUCUCUGUCGGAAUGGGAAACCAGUUCCUCUAUCCACAGAUCACAAGCCGGAUCGUCCAGAUGAGUUGGAUCGGAUCGAGGAAGCCGGAGGGAGAGUGAUAUAUUGGGAUGGUCCAAGAGUCUUGGGCGUGUUAGCCAUGUCACGUGCCAUAGGAGAUAACUACUUGAAACCGUACGUCAGUUCGGAGCCGGAAGUUACGGUGACGGAAAGGACAGAAGAAGAUGAGUUUCUGAUUCUAGCUAGUGACGGACUAUGGGACGUAGUGACCAACGAGGCCGCGUGUGCGAUGGUGCGGAUGUAUCUUAGCAAAAGAGGUGGAGGAAGGCGGCGAGAAAGUAAAGAGUGUGGUGAAGGGAAAGAGGAGGAGGUGGUGGGGUCGAAGAAGAGCGGGAAGAAAGGAGAGAUCUCGGACAAAGCAUGUACGGAGGCGUCAGUGUUGUUGACGAAGCUGGCGUUGGCUAAGCAUAGUAGCGACAACGUAAGCGUCGUCGUCAUUGAUCUCAGAAGAAGAAGAAGAAAUAGACACGUUGCUUGACACUAAUCUCAUAUCACUCCACCGUCUUUUUUUCUUUAAAUAUGAUUCUUUUGUUUUUUUCUUUCAUUGGGUUAAGUGGUGGAGGUUUCACUGGGACGAAGGCAUCUCAGAUCAUCUUCCAACCCUAAAGGAAAAAAAAACAUUAGUUGAAAAGAAAUUCUCGGUUUAUCGAAAUCGGUUAAACCGGGGUAUGAUGGUUGGGUUUUUUUUUUUUUGUUCUGGACUAUUGUUUUAGCCUUUUUAGUUGUGUAAUCGACAAACAAGAAAGGAAGACGUGUAUGUGUCACCGUCUGGAUGGCAACGAGUUCAGAAUUCAAUAAAUAAAAAGCAUGUGCAU
This is a messenger RNA of Eruca vesicaria subsp. sativa (arugula), 1694 nucleotides long. The record is from the annotation of a GenBank genome assembly. NCBI's taxonomy places the organism in Eukaryota, Viridiplantae, Streptophyta, Magnoliopsida, Brassicales, Brassicaceae.